This is a messenger RNA of Funneliformis caledonium, 1286 nucleotides long. Lineage: Eukaryota; Fungi; Glomeromycota; Glomeromycetes; Glomerales; Glomeraceae. The record is from the annotation of a GenBank genome assembly.
AUGGGAUGAAACUCCUAGAACAUCCGAAGACGUUGGAAUGGAUACUCCCCGUAAAAGAAGCAGAUGGGAUGUAACACCUCAGGUUUCGACCAAAAAAUCUCGCUGGGACGAAACACCCUCACAUCCAGCUGCCCAAAUUGGAGCUACUCCUGUUGGUAAUCUGGGACUACUUACCCCCACACCUGGUCAUUUAAUGCCUAUGACUCCGGAAGCUCAACGUUGGGAAAAAGAUUUAGAUGCACGUAAUAGGCCUCUUUCAGAUGAGGAACUUGAUGCAAUGUUCCCAACAACAGGUUACAAGGUGCUAGACCCACCAGCAGGAUAUGUUCCUAUUAGAACUCCCGCACGAAAAUUAAUGGCAACCCCAACCCCUUUGGCGAGUGAUGGUUUUGUGAUGUUAGAAGAAGAUAGGAUGCAAACUUAUGAUUUACCAGCUGAUAUUCCUGGUGUUGGCAAUUUGCCAUUCUUCAAACAAGAAGACAUGCAACAUUUUGGCAAAUUAUUAGAAGAUAAAGACGAAAGUGAAUUGUCUGUUGAAGAAUUGAAAGAACGCAAAAUUAUGCGUUUGCUUCUAAAAAUUAAGAAUGGAACUCCUCCAAUGAGAAAAACUGCACUUCGACAGAUUACAGAUAAAGCAAGAGAUUUUGGAGCAGGUCCUCUUUUUAAUCAAAUUCUUCCAUUGUUGAUGUCACAAAAUUUGGAAGAUCAAGAACGACAUUUGUUAGUUAAAGUUAUUGAUCGUAUAUUAUAUAAAUUGGAUGCACUUGUUCGUCCAUAUGUUCAUAAAAUUCUUGUGGUUAUUGAGCCACUUUUGAUUGACGAAGAUUAUUUUGCUCGUUGUGAGGGACGUGAAAUUAUAAGUAACCUUAGUAAAGCUGCCGGAUUACCAACGAUGAUAGCUACUAUGAGGCCAGAUAUCGAUCACGUAGAUGAAUAUGUCCGUAAUACAACUGCUCGUGCCUUUUCUGUGGUAGCUUCGGCACAUGGUAUUCCCGCUUUACUUCCAUUUUUAAAGGCUGUAUGCAAGAGUAAAAAAUCGUGGCAAGCAAGACACACUGGUAUCAAAAUUGUACAGCAAAUCGCUAUCUUGAUGGGUUGUGCCGUUUUACCUCAUCUUAAAAAUUUAGUAGAAGCUAUAGCUCACGGUCUGGAAGAUGAGCAACAGAAAGUGCGUACAAUCACUGCUUUAGCUAUAGCUGCUUUAGCCGAAGCUGCUGCACCAUACGGUAUCGAAUCUUUUGAUUCCGUUCUCAAGCCUCUUUGGACUGGUAUUCGAAAACAUCGUG